Propithecus coquereli (Coquerel's sifaka) is the source of this 363-nucleotide messenger RNA. It is a transcript of the gene DEFB127, whose product is annotated as defensin, beta 127. The transcript has 3 exons. Bases 1 to 363 code for a protein of 120 amino acids. NCBI's taxonomy places the organism in Eukaryota, Metazoa, Chordata, Mammalia, Primates, Indriidae. The record is from RefSeq and is a predicted model, not a curated record.
AUGGAGCUCUUCCUGAUCAUUACGAUUCUGCUGUUCCAGAAACCAACAGUAACUGAACAACUUAAGAAGUGCUGGGAUAACCAUAUACAAGGACGUUGCAGGAGAAUCUGCAAAAUAACCGAAAGACAUGAAGCGCUAUGUGGAAAUGAGAGAUAUUGUUGCCUCAGUAUCAAGGACAUGGAAGCACGUAAAAGAAUUACACAGCCACCUCAUCCAAAACCACCAACAUUUGCACUGACUCUUCCUCAAGACAAUGAUAUAAUAGACACUUCCCCAUCCCAAAAGUUUCUUGGUCCCCAGAAUGACCUUCGAGCAGAUUCUAAUAAAGCUCAUUGCCAGUUUUCUGACUCGUUUGUUCUUUAA